CCGCAGAACCCCGCAAAUCGGAGACCGCCAUUAUUUGAGGACGGAUUGACGAACACGAUAGUGCUGGCGGGUCCUCACGGAUGCGGGAAGACUGCAGCCGUGUAUGCGUGUGCAGCGGAGCUGGGCUGGGAGGUUUUCGAGGUGUACCCAGGCAUUGGCAAGCGGAGCGGGACAAAUCUCGAUAAUCUCGUGGGCGAAGUCGGCAAGAAUCACCUCGUUAACUCCGCAAAGCGGAAAGUCACAGGUCUGAAUGACGCCUUGCCUGCCAAAGUAGGAGGACUGUCUUUAUUCAAUGGUGAGGUCUCAGCCAACCCUGCGGGCGAGGAUAAUCGACCAAGGAAGAAGCGUCUUCGCAAGGCCGGGGAGGAAGUCCAAGAAGUCGCAGCAAGCAUCACCCAGGUAGAGGCUGCGAAUGUUGAUGCGGACCGACCUACGUCCGUGCGACAGUCUAUCAUAUUGCUUGAAGAAGUGGACAUCCUCUACAAGGAGGACGCGAAUUUUUGGCCAUCUGUCGUAGAACUGAUCAGGAACUGUCGGAGACCAGUCGUCAUGACCUGUAACGAUCCUCUAUUGAUCCCUGUCGACACCUUGCCUAUACAGACGACGCUGCGAUUCAUUUCGUGCGAGCCCGCGCUUGCUGUCUCUUACUUGCAGAUGCUGUGCCUAGCGGAAGGUUACUGCGUCGACAGAGAC
This is a messenger RNA of Punctularia strigosozonata HHB-11173 SS5, 693 nucleotides long. RefSeq lists its product as uncharacterized. Gene Ontology annotation, molecular function: ATP binding; DNA binding; ATP hydrolysis activity. The transcript is spliced from 3 exons. Lineage: Eukaryota; Fungi; Basidiomycota; Agaricomycetes; Corticiales; Punctulariaceae. The annotation marks the transcript as partial. Gene Ontology annotation, cellular component: nucleus. The record is from RefSeq and is a predicted model, not a curated record.